GAGAUGAUGGCAGUCGCCGUGGAGAUUUCCCGUCUCAACGUGGAACACAAAUCGGGCGGACCCUUUGGCUGCGCCAUAUUCGAACGAGACUUAAGCACCAAUACUUGCCGGAUCUUUUCCGUGGGAGCCAAUAGAGUCAUGCCUUUGCACAACUCCUCACUGCAUGGUGAAAUGACAGCCUUGCAAUUCGCCGAGCGAAAAUUGCAACACUUCUCGCUCAAGACGGAAAAGGACAGCCCAAAGGAAUACGUCAUGUGCACCAGUUGCGAGCCGUGUGCACAAUGUUUAGGCGGAACACUGUGGGCGGGACCGGCGGAAAUGAUAUGUGGGGCCUCCAAGGAUGAUGCGGAAGCCAUCGGUUUCAACGAA
This is a messenger RNA of Phaeodactylum tricornutum CCAP 1055/1, 369 nucleotides long. RefSeq lists its product with no specific name. Lineage: Eukaryota; Bacillariophyta; Bacillariophyceae; Surirellales; Neidiaceae. The annotation marks the transcript as partial. Gene Ontology annotation, molecular function: catalytic activity. The transcript has a single exon. The record is from RefSeq and is a predicted model, not a curated record.